AGCUGAGUCAGUGAGUGAUGUCUGCGCAGCCUUCGUCUUGUUUACGUGUAGUGCUUGGCGUUGGUUCAACUGGCUGAUGUGUGAUUGGGCAAUACCAUUGCGUAAUCACCGUCGCUGCUCAUGGUUGACGCAGCCAUUGCUGUUUCUCGAAGCCUAAAUUGUAUGGCCGUUUUUAGUGUUGUGGAUGUACAGAUCUGUAUAUAUUUACUCUUGAAAUUAAGAAAGCUCUAGACAUUAGUGGCAGCUGAUUUAGUUCAAGGAUUGUGUGCUGGAUUUCUGGGUCCAACACUCUGGGCUGACACUGAGCUUGGCACUGACUCCACAGUGCAAGUGAGAAGUUUGCUGGGGCCACCGUUGUUGCACACUGUCACUACUACUGCUAGCAAGGGAUUCCAAGUCGCACCGAGUGCAUGUAGCAGACCAUUCAUAUUGAGAUUAUAUUCGAAGUGUGCCAAAUGCUGCUAUCAUUGGGGCAAACUAUGGAAAUGAAUAACACUAACAACAACAAGGAGAUACCACCUGAUAACCGUAAACCUGGUGGCGGCAAGCUCAACACUACUGGCCGCUCCUUGAAGAAGUAUCUGCAUGACAAGGACAGCGAGGAGUACAAGAUCCGCCGGCAGCGCAACAACAUCGCCGUGCGCAAGAGCCGGGACCGCAGCCGCAAGAAGGCGGAGGAGACACAGGAGCGGGUGCAGCAGCUCAAGGAGGAGAACCAGCAGCUGGAGAACAAGGUGAUGCUGCUGUCCAAGGAGCUCAGCCUCCUCAAGGAUCUCUUCCUGGCUCAUGCCCGGGAGGUACCGGACCCCAGCACCACCUUUGGCCUCUACACUGCCUCGCCGGACGUGGCCAGCCGCCUGCAGAAUCGGGAGGUGAAUCCAGACGGCCAACCGACCGAGGACCAGCUGAGCUCAACCUCAUCAGAUCACACCUACGUUGUGACAGUGAACCCGGAGGGCGUGAAAACAGAGGCGUGAUCCAGGGCCCCCUCAUGUCUCUGACACCAGUUGGAGACAUCUUUGUAAAUAUAGCAAAAGAAAAAAAAUUAUCUUGUACAAACUUUGUUACAGGUGUAUAACCCCCUUCUUAAGACAGACCGCCAUUGUGCAUUGCCAUUGAUAGCAAAUCCUUUUAUAGUUACAUGUACAUUGUAGCUUACAAGUCUUUCGAGUUUGAAUCAACAUAAAUCUGGUGUUAACAAAGAAAGUAAACUGUAGUUUGAAUUCUGGCAAAUGUUUUAGUGUGUAUAUCUGCUCCUAACAUAUUUCUGGCCACUUUGCGUAAUGUUAUUUUUGAUGCUGUGUUAUAAAUAUAUUUGUAAAUCUAACCAUCAUGGUUUCUAUUCAGUGUUAUCCUGUUUUUUCAUCAAAGCAAAUUUUAUUUUCAAGCUCUUUUGUCUUAAAUAGGGCUAGUUUCCAGAGGUAAAGUUCAAUGCCAUACAGCAGAACCUGUUGUGAAGAACACCCAUCGUGGUUCUCAUUCAUAUGGUUACUUUUUUAGGCAUUUGGAUGUUAUAAUGAAAGAAAGAAAUGGUACUACUAUGCAUAAUUUGUAAAUGAAGUUAUCAGGAAACUGAAAUCCCACAUUCUCACCAAUAUUAGUAUCUCAGUGAGACACUGACCUGAGAACACAUGUACCUGUAGGUGUAGACCACAGGUAGGUGCUCUACGCCUACAUGCACCUGUGUAAGUGCACCUUCCUGUAUUCUCAUUCUUAGCUUGCCUCUAAAGAUUUAUCAGGAACUGCAUGAAAUUCCGUCGGAGAGUAGCUAUUUGAUUUUGGUCUGAAGGCAAAAUUAAAAGAAGGAAAGAUAAGAUAAUUGUAAAAACUCUGAAUUAAAAACCACAAGUUCUUGUCUGAUGUACUUUGGUAUGUAUGUACUCAAUUCUAGUAGCUUGAGGGACACUGUUUACUAGAACAUCUCUUGGAUGCAUAAUGCUUUUUUAUUGGUAAAGUUUAUUAGACACCCCAUGUGCGUUUUUAAAGUAAUGUUCUUCAAACUGCAUAAUUUUGUUUGGUGCUUUGCCCUUUUCAAAGUUCACAUGCGGUGUCAAAUUCCCCAGUUCUUUGAGGACUGAAACAUUUCGCUUUUUAUCGAAAGUCUGUUUUGAACAGUAUUUCAUCCAAUCAGUCAUCUGUCAUCAGUUGAAUACAGAAAAGCAUAAUUAUUAGUUUCAAAAAUUGUACAUAGGUAUCAAAAGUGGUUUUCUUUAUUCAAGAGUUGAUCUGAAAUGGACACUAAUUAUUCUUAUACUACAUGUAAGGAGUGUUGGAAUCCUUUCCAAAUCAUUAAAGAUUUGGUAGCUGCAUACAAGAUGCUGGUAGCGUGCAUGCAGCAGUCUGACGUUGCCAGUUGUCAGUAGGUUAUGUUGUCGUCAAAGUGCAUACUGUCAUACCGAGUAUAAAAAGAAGAACUUUCUUGGAGAAAACCCAUGAGCUUGUGGACUAAAAUGAUGCACAGAACGUUGGAAAUAAAGCAUGUCUAGAAUUGGUUAAUCUCAAGCAGUAUUCUCAGUAUUUGCUUUUGUUCUGAAUUUAGAUACUGUUUGCCAGACACCUUUUCAUAUUAAGUUCCCAUUGACAACUUCUACCUGAUGUGAAGUGGAAAGUGGAUGCUGUUCAUGGUCCAAGUGGAAGUUGAAUGUGAAGGUACAUGAAGUAUUUCCGGAAGUGAGAAAAUGGACGAAAUACUGAAAUGGAAACCUUUGGGCCGAGGAAGUGUUGAAACUGUAGGUUAUUGAUGUAUUGAGGAAAACUAGAGUCAACAUUGAAAGCCACAUUGAGUCACUUGGAUGUAUACGUACUGUGUGUGAUCUCAUCCUCUCGCUUUUGAGGGAAAGUGGUAAUCCAUAGGAGCUCAAGCAUUUUACGCUUGGAUUUUUCUAGCCCCGUAUGCAAAACCGACAACAAACGUGAAUUGGUUCCCUAUUUUUGCUAUCACUGGAAUUGGACAUAGGGAUAUGAACUGAGUGUAAAAAGAAUAAGCAUCUCCGUAAUACUGUUGAGCACUAUGUUUGGGCAGAAAGUAAUUUGAUUUCAUUAAUUUGCAUUCAAAAGACUGUUUUAAUACUUAAGGGGUUUCAGUAGAGGUGUGAUAAAAAGGACUUUAAAUAAUGCCAGUCAUACAUGAGAAACGAAGUUGUCACAGGUUACAGUGUGAUUGUUGGCAGAGUUUGGUGUACAGUAAUACAAUAAAUAAGUCCAUGCAUACUUGUGGACUGAAUAACGAGUAA
Molecule: messenger RNA, 3233 nt
Organism: Acanthaster planci (crown-of-thorns starfish)
Lineage: Eukaryota; Metazoa; Echinodermata; Asteroidea; Valvatida; Acanthasteridae
Product: CCAAT/enhancer-binding protein gamma-like
Biological process (GO): DNA-templated transcription; regulation of transcription by RNA polymerase II
Molecular function (GO): RNA polymerase II cis-regulatory region sequence-specific DNA binding; DNA-binding transcription factor activity, RNA polymerase II-specific
Source: RefSeq, a predicted model, not a curated record